Diachasma alloeum is the source of this 4373-nucleotide messenger RNA. Its product is annotated as coiled-coil domain-containing protein 6. The transcript is spliced from 5 exons. NCBI's taxonomy places the organism in Eukaryota, Metazoa, Arthropoda, Insecta, Hymenoptera, Braconidae. The record is from RefSeq and is a predicted model, not a curated record. Bases 246 to 1535 code for a protein of 429 amino acids.
CGCAGAUACGACCACAUGUUUGUGCCGCAAAGUGUCGCAUAAUUAUCGCAAUUCCCGGGCAAGUAAUGACUCUGAACCCCCGAAAGUCCUCAAAAUAAAGUGGAAAAAGUGAAGUGAUCGUCCCAGAGGUGAAGCGGGCCAUGUUAGGACACUCGUGGCGCUGAAUAACCAGAAUUAAUUCGUGAAAACGCAGGAGACAAUUCGCCCCUUUUUGCAAUUUUUCAUUUUCCUUUUUUCGAAAUAAAAUGGCUGACCGUGAUAGCGCAUCGGAGAGCGACUCGAGCUCGAUUGACGGUGGUCCAAUUAUGAUGCCACCGUCGCCGGUAACACGUGAACAGUUGCAGAAGAGGAUUGAGUCCCUUCAGCAGCACAAUCGAGUGCUCAAGGUUGAGCUUGAGACCUACAAGCUGAGGGUUAAGGCACUGCAGGAGGAGAAUCGCUCGCUUCGACAAGCUUCUGUCAUUAUUCAAGCUAAAGCAGAGCAAGAGGAAGAAUUCAUCAGCAACACUCUCCUGAAGAAGAUUCAAUCCCUGAAGAAGGAGAAAGAGACCCUGGCCCAUCACUACGAGCAGGAGGAGGAAUGUUUAACCAACGAUUUAUCCCGGAAAUUGAAUCAACUGCGCCAGGAGAAAUGCAAGCUCGAGCAGACACUGGAGCAGGAGCAGGAGUGUCUCGUCAACAAGUUGAUGAGGAAGAUCGAGAAAUUGGAGGCUGAGACGCUCUCCAAGCAGAGCAAUUUGGAGCAGUUGAGGAGGGAAAAGGUGGAGCUGGAGAAUACCCUCGAGCAGGAGCAGGAGGCACUCGUCAAUAAAUUGUGGAAGAGAAUGGACAAGUUGGAGGCUGAGAAACGCACGUUACAGAUUAAGUUGGAUCAGCCUGUCUCUGAUCCCACAUCACCCAGGGAUCUCAAUAACGGCGAUACUGCGACUAAUCUGAGCACCCACAUACAGACACUGAGGAGUGAAGUUGCUAGAUUGCGACAUACACUUCUCAUAUCACAACAAGAACAUACCGAAAAAAUGCAGCGGUAUGUGAACGAGGAGAAACAUAUUCGCGAGGAGAAUUUGAGACUCCAGAGAAAAUUGCAGCUCGAGGUCGAACGUCGCGAGGCCCUUUGCAGACAUCUGUCUGAGUCUGAGUCAAGCCUGGAAAUGGAGGAGGAACGCCAUUACAACGAAAUCGUAAUGUCUGGUAGCAACAUUAGGAAUCGCACAGUGUCGAGUCCAGUGCCAUACAAUCCAUCUCCAAGUUCGUCAAGACCCCUCAGUCCGGGGGUCAAUGUCGUGGGCUCGACAUCUCGCGACAGCUUCACCUCCAAUCGAUGCUUCGCCUGUGGACAGAGUAUGAUAAUACCGUUCUCCAGUUCACCGCCACCGGCAGGCGGUCACAUAGGACCACCAACAGGCAGACGCACUUCAGACAGAUUCGUGAAGCCAGCAAUUCCCCCAACAAUUGUGAGCCCAGGGGGACCACCACUGGCAGCACCAGCAGUCAACACAUCUGCUGGAUCACCCAUGGACAUCGCUAAAACAUAAAUACUCCACUUCAUUAUCCACUUCCCAUUGACAUGUAAUCGGUAAAAGGUACCCCAUUAUUAUUUUUCUCGUUUAUUCCUAAGCGUAUUCAGUUAUGAGGAAGAGCACGGUUCUGCCUCUUGUUCUGUGAGGCAUUGAAGAGGGGAAGGACAGCGCAAUCAAUAUACCCAGCGAAUUUUCUAACUAUUCAUUGAAGUGCUUGAACGAUGAAUAAAAUUCAGUAGCAGUGCCAAAACAGUUGGAGUCAAUUUUGACUAUUGUUCAGUUUUUAAUCAAUAUCUCGGAAUCUAAAGCAGAUGGUCAAAUUUUUUAUAUCACCUUUUUUGUAGAGCAGCACGAGGGCUACCAAAACGGUUAUUACGAAAAUUUUGCUAUCUCUCUUAGAUUCGGAGAUAUUCCUAAAAAACACAGCUAAGAGCAAAGUUGACUUGAAUCGUUCUACCACUUUCGUUGCUGAAUUAGAAUCUGACGAUUUUGUUAAUUACGAAAUUAUCUUGAAUUCAGAGUCUUUUGAUAUCUUUUCGCAAGUGAAAAGAAAUCACAAAUAAAUCGGUAAUAAUUCAUGAAAUAUCGGGGACUUAAUGAUGAAAAGGUUUCAACAACUACGAAAUUGUCUCGUUAAUGAGUGAUUUUAGAGGAAAAUGUCGAGAGACUUUUUUCAAGCUGACAAAAUUUCCUGUAAAAAAUGUAUUUUGACAUUUUCUCGCGAAUCAUUUCUUUCUAGAGAUAAUUGAACGAUUAAAAAACUCAGUCGUUGAGAGAAUUGAAUAAUUAACAGAGUAUUAUCUUAAAAAAAUUAAUUGCAUGAAUUAAUUGAACUAACUUUCGUGCUUGGGAGUUGAAUCGCAGUAUUCGCAUGCCCCCAAAACCCCUCACAAUCCCUGAACCGAAAUUUUCCUCAUUCGAAGUUUAAGUGAUAAUAUCGUGUCCUUUUUUCAAUUAAAAAUUACAAUUAAAAAAAACAAUUCUCACGAGUAAUCCAAUGUCAUAAUGUCAAAAUAAUUGAAUGUUCGUGUGUGUCGCUUGUACGCUUCCACAGACCUUGUAAUCUCGAUGUAGAAAAUUUGAAAACCAUUAAAAAAUCAUAUUUUCAACGAAAAAGUCAGAGAUGAAAGCUGAAAAAUUAAAAAAAUCUCAUCACAGUUAUCGAAAUAAACACUAUAAAUCAUUCAAUCAUGAGUAAAUCAGCACGAAAGUACGAAAAAAAGUCCUAAUAAUUCAAAACAAUAAACAGUUAUUCUCAAGAGUAAUAAAAAGUAAUUAAAAAAUAAAAGAUAAAUGAAGAUAAAGUUUGAAUGUUAAGUCUUGUAUACCUAUAUUUUUCUCGUUUAUAUAAAAUCGCCUAAUUAAUGAAACAAAUGUAAUACUAUGGAUUAAUAACUGUGUUGAAAGUGGGUAUGUUACUGGGUCAAUUUAAUAUUUAUCAUGAAUAUUAAAUAAAUAAGUACGUAUUGAAGGUACGAGUCACGUGUGACAUUGAUCCAAUAUUUAGAAAUCAAUCAAAUGAAUAAAAAGUCAUGAGAAUGAGUUAUAUGAAAUUAUAAAGAUGUUAGUGAGCGUAAACUGAUCUGCAAGCGUCUUGAAUUCAAGUUUUGCUGGUGUUUUUGUGAUGAUUAUUGUCACGAGAGAAUUAACCGCUAAACAAUGAUCGAACAUUGAUCAUUUUUUCGUGAAAGUUGAAGUCCCAGGUGAAAUUUUUAGCGACAGGAAGGGUUGUAGGCGAAAAUGUCAAGAGACACUUUUCGUGGGAAAUUUAUUUCUCCACAAAAAAGGACUGGAGAAAUUUUUCGAUAAACCCGAUGGUUUCGGAGAUAUUUAGGAAAUAGUCUGCACGUGAUUCUUCGACAAAUCUAGUAGUUCUCGAGGUAUUUGGGUUUCUUGAAGUCAUUUUUUGGAUUUGAUAAUUUAAUUUGCUUGCUAAUUUCCCUUCUUUUCAUGAUUUUCUGUUCAAUAUUAACGGAUAAUCGAGGCUUACGAAUAAAAAUGGAUAAUAAUCACUAGAAACGUGAGGAUUAGUUAAACUCAUGAAUUGCAUCGUCAACUGCCAGAGAAACUUAAACAAAUUGUUCUAUUGAAUACUCGACUGAGUGCAUUUAAUCCCUUACGAUCAGUUGAUAUUCCAGUUCAGUCUGUCACGUUAAUUGAUGAAUAUAACUAUCGCGGAUUAGUUAUUUUACACGCAAUUGGUCAAGAGUGAACCUGUGUUAAAGCGAUGAAACAAAUUGACAACUUGAGCAAGAACAGAGCUGAACAAAACAGGAAAAACCAAAACAGACAAUUUUAACUCUUGAUAAACAUGGAAUUAUCUCGACGACGAGUCGGUUGAGGAGAAAAUGUCAUAAGACACUUUUUGUAGAGAAUAUCGUCAGCUACAAAAAAGUUUCUCAUUGAUUUCCUCCUAAAAGCACUCGUUAUCGAGACACAACCACUUUUACCAAAAGUAAUAUUUCGAGAAAUCGUCAUGAGACGGAAUCAUUAUCAAGUGAAUGAAAAAAUUGUCACAAUUGUACUCUCGGUGCUUUAAAAUACACAAAUAUUAUUCAAUCCAAUCGGUCAACUCACUCAUUUGCUUCGACAAACAGCACAAAACGAUUUUCUCAAAUCACAAAAAGAAGAAAAUGAGAAACAUGUCUCAUCCUGAAAUAUUUAAACAUAGUGUCAACAUUUUUCAGUGCAUUUUCCUAAGAAACAACUAUUUGUUAAUGAUUUUGUUAGUUUUAUUCGUGUAUUAUGAUCAUUCUUUAUGUACUAUUACUCGUUUUGCUAUUAAUUCUGGUUUAUUACCUUUGGUUUUAAUGAAACAUCAAUAAAUAUUUGAAAAUUGAGGAAAACUUGGAG